UGCCCGCCCCGCCACCUUUAGCCUUUACCAUUAGCUAACAAUGUUUGUGUCCCGUGGCGUGCUUAAGUCGUCGGUUCUCGUAUGAGAAACUCUUUUUUCCCUUUCCUCCCUCUUUAUUCUUCUUUAAUCUAAAAUACAAUAAUUGCUUCAAAAUGGCUUCUCAGGUCCCUCACGUUCCGCCUCGUGCUGCUACUGUCCUCUCGGCGACAGAGCUCAUCGGAAAUACUCCUCUCGUUAGACUUAACAAGAUCCCCCAGUCGCUGGGCAUCGAGUGCGAUGUCUACGUCAAGCCAGAGCUGUUCAGCGCUGGAGGCAGUGUUAAGGACAGAAUUGCUCUGCGCAUGAUUGAAGAGGCAGAGAAGAGCGGAAGAAUCAAGCCUGGCGACACUCUUAUCGAGCCUACCAGUGGAAACACUGGUAUCGGUCUUGCUCUCGUCGGAGCUAUCAAGGGCUACAAGACUAUCAUCACACUCCCUGAGAAGAUGUCCGCCGAAAAGGUCUCCGUCCUCCGUGCCCUCGGCGCAACCAUCAUCCGUACUCCUACACAAGCUGCUUGGGAUGCCCCCGAGUCUCACAUCGGUGUUGCCCGCCGUCUCGAGAAGGAGCUACCCAACGCCCAUAUUCUCGACCAGUACAGCAACGAGAACAACCCUCUCGCCCACGAGUACGGCACCGCUGAGGAGAUCUGGGAGCAGACCGCCGGCAAGAUCAACGCUAUUGUUGCCGGUGCUGGUACUGGUGGUACCAUCACUGGUCUCGCUCGUGGUCUGAAGAAGCAUAACAAGGACAUCAAGGUCAUUGCUGCGGAUCCUCACGGCAGUAUCCUUGCUCUGCCUGAGCUUCUGAACGAGGAGCAUGCCAAUGAGUCUUAUAAGGUGGAGGGUAUCGGAUAUGAUUUCAUUCCCGAUGUGCUUGAUCAGCAGAUCGUUGAUAAGUGGUACAAGACCGAUGACCGACAGUCUUUCCACCUUGCCCGACGACUUAUCGCCGAGGAGGGUAUUCUCGUUGGAGGUAGCUCUGGUUCCGCUAUGGCUGCCAUGAUCCUCGCCGUGAAGGAGUACAACUUUAAGAAGGGCGAUGUCGUAGUUGUUGUCCUGCCCGACAGCAUCCGAAGCUACCUCUCCAAGUUCGCUGAUGACGACUGGCUCGCCGCCAACGAUCUCCUCCCCGUCAACGGUGUCGAAUCCACCGUCAACGGCAACAGCCAAAAGAAGACUACCGACCCUUACGAGGGUGCCACCAUUGCCUCUCUGCGCCUCAAGCCCGUCACAUCCGUCGGUGCCAACUCCUCCUGCUCCGAGGCCAUCGAGACCAUGCGCGACAAGGGCUUCGACCAACUCCCCGUCCUCUCCGCCAACGGCCACAAGCUCGUCGGUCUCGUCACACUGGGUAAUCUCCUAAGCUACAUCUCCCGCGGCCGCGCCACCGCCCAGAGCCCCGUAUCAGACGUAAUGUUUGACUUUGCGCGCCUCGACGAGAUCGUCACUGAUCCUCGCGAAUUCGCUUCCCCCAUCAACCCCGGCAAGCGCAGGCAAUUCGUCGAGAUCACAAAGGAUACACCCCUUACCACACUUAGCAAGUUUUUUGAGUGGAACAGUGCAGCGGUCGUCACUGAGAAGACUGACGACUCCAAGUCUCUGUCCAAGCCUAUUGCUAUUGUUACAAAGGUUGAUCUCCUCACAUGGAUGAUCAACAAGAAGUUGUAGAUGGGAGAAAACCUCGCGAGAGGAGGGGGGAACGAGUACUCAUGUUUUCAACGACAUUCACGUCUGGCGUUCCAGGAUACCUUAUAGAAAAAGAUGGGAUUUUUGAUAGACUGAAUUUUGGGCGGUAGACUCAACAUCUACAUGGCAUUUGCGAUGGAAUCAGUUGCGUAAAUUAAAAAAUGUCAUUAAUAUAAUUGUGUCAUCCCA
Messenger RNA from Fusarium verticillioides 7600, 1913 nucleotides. RefSeq names its product cystathionine beta-synthase. The transcript has 2 exons. Bases 153 to 1706 code for a protein of 517 amino acids. Lineage: Eukaryota; Fungi; Ascomycota; Sordariomycetes; Hypocreales; Nectriaceae. The record is from RefSeq and is a predicted model, not a curated record. Gene Ontology annotation, molecular function: cystathionine beta-synthase activity; cysteine synthase activity. Gene Ontology annotation, cellular component: cytoplasm.